Molecule: messenger RNA, 1037 nt
Organism: Daphnia pulicaria
Lineage: Eukaryota; Metazoa; Arthropoda; Branchiopoda; Diplostraca; Daphniidae
Product: DNA-3-methyladenine glycosylase-like
Exons: 1
Coding region: 90-935 (281 amino acids)
Biological process (GO): base-excision repair
Molecular function (GO): DNA binding; alkylbase DNA N-glycosylase activity
Source: RefSeq, a predicted model, not a curated record
AAUCGAUUUGUUAUUAUUAAAGGAAGUCAGAAAGGGCUUUAUCUUUAUGCCCUUGUACGAUCGGUUACGUAGAAUUUGUAAACAGAAGCAUGCUGCUAGAAUGUAAGUCACAAUUCACAAAGUUAACAGAAAAGAUGGUGGAUGACAAUUUUUUAAAGAAUAAAGUUCUGAACAUGGGUAAAACUAGUGUAUACUUUCAACACCUAGACGAAAAACCACAUCUCGAUGAUGAGCCUCAAAGAAAAAAACAAUGUAAAUCAACUCACCGCCAACUGCUACCUGCUAUAACACCAUCGAUGAAAAUUCGAUUGGCAGAUGAAUUUUUCAACCAAGAAAGCACUGCUUUGGCUACCUCCUUGCUUGGUAAGGUUCUAGUAAGACUGAUUGAUAACAAGGAAUUGGUGUGUGGCCGAAUCGUGGAAACUGAAGCAUAUUUGGGCUUGAUGGACAAAGCUUGUCACUCAAGCCACAAGCGUUCAGCGCGUACAGAGCCAAUGUUCAUGAAACCUGGAACGAUUUACGUGUAUUCUAUCUAUGGAAUGUACCACUGUUUCAACAUAUCUAGUGGCGGAGAAGGAGCAGCAGUUCUAUUGCGGGCAGUUGAACCCCUGUCAGGAUUCGAACUAAUGCAGCAAAUCCGUUCUCAAGCUCAGAAGAAAACUAGUCGUAUUCUACCAAUACACCAAUUGUGUAAUGGCCCUUCCAAAUUAUGCCUUUCUUUCGGCAUCACGAAGGAAUUGAACAAGAUGGACAUGGCUAGCCCCACCACCCAAAUGUGGAUAGAAGAUUGGAUACCACAACCGGAGUUUACUACUAUUACGUCUACUCGAAUUGGACUAAGUAAAAAAGCUGGCGAGUGGAUAGAUGCCCCUUUGAGAUUCUACGUAAAUGAUUCUAAAAGCGUCAGUAUAAUUGACAAGUCGAAGAGAAAAUAACAUAAUGUGUUAUGUUGAAUGUUGAUUCCCCCCCAUCCACUGUGUAAGUGUUUGAAGGAGAAUCCUGUCGAUCAUGUUUAAAUAUGAAUACAUCAAGUUCAA